Molecule: messenger RNA, 771 nt
Organism: Plectropomus leopardus (leopard coralgrouper)
Lineage: Eukaryota; Metazoa; Chordata; Actinopteri; Perciformes; Serranidae
Source: RefSeq, a predicted model, not a curated record
CAUUCCCUGGUUGUUUUCAGGACAGAUGUAAGUUACCAUGACAUGGAGGAGAUUGACAAAAUGCAGUCCAUUCCCGAUCUGGAGAGUGCUUUAUGCAGUGUGUUUGGAGUCGACCUCCCUGAACCCAACAGAGGAGUUCUGCUGGAGUUGUACGUCCAGAUGGUGCUGUUUUGCAGAAAGUGCAGCUUCAAAAGGGAACAAACUUCUGCUCUCUUGUCCAUCAUCAAGGCCCUCCAUGAGGCUAAUACAGAAACUCCACUCAACAACAUAGAGCAGUGUUUCAAAUACUGUAAGGAGCUUCUCCUCUGUCACUCAAUCAGGCGACCUCCCUUUAGUAUCAACCUCUUCAGCUCCGAGGAGGUGAACUGCAUCUUAAAAUACAUCCACAACAACUACAUGAGACACUACAAACUCUACAAAUAUAUUUUCACCCCACAGGUAAAACUUGAUUUAUCUUUGACUUACUCUGGGAUCCCACACCAGGAUGAUCCUACCACGAAGGACUUUUCUGCUCCAGAUGUUGAAAAUGUGACAAAAGAAGAAACAGAGCCAAAGACAGACAGUGCUCCUCAAAUGCAGGAAGCAUCCACUGAGGAGUCAGAAAGAGCCACACCUGGUUUUAAGUCAGAGCUGAAGACACUGAUCGAGAAAGAGGUCAGGGAGCAAAUGACACUCGUGUCUGGACAACUAGAUCAGCGAAUGAAAGACAUUGCAGAUCAACACAGCAGGACACUAGAUUCUCCACAGGCGAACCACAAGGCCAAAAAAUAA